Messenger RNA from Aspergillus candidus, 177 nucleotides. RefSeq lists its product as uncharacterized. Bases 1 to 177 code for a protein of 58 amino acids. NCBI's taxonomy places the organism in Eukaryota, Fungi, Ascomycota, Eurotiomycetes, Eurotiales, Aspergillaceae. The transcript has 2 exons. The record is from RefSeq and is a predicted model, not a curated record.
AUGGACAAGACAGACUCAACCAAACAACCAAAUGGCACCGUUUCUGCCUCUGAUCUCGCUCAAUACCAAGCCCGCUGGGAGCAAAUCCACAACGACACCAUUCGCCAGAUUCAACAAGCCCGAGAGAAAGAAAGGAUGGUCAACGGUCAGGCCCAAAAGUCCAACCUGUCGGGCUAG